Molecule: messenger RNA, 1202 nt
Organism: Bombyx mandarina (wild silkworm)
Lineage: Eukaryota; Metazoa; Arthropoda; Insecta; Lepidoptera; Bombycidae
Gene: mEFTs
Product: elongation factor Ts, mitochondrial
Biological process (GO): mitochondrial translational elongation
Molecular function (GO): protein binding; translation elongation factor activity
Source: RefSeq, a predicted model, not a curated record
GAUAGAACAGCUGUACUGGGUUAAUGUGAUUAUAUGAAAUCUGAAUCUGAAAUCUGAAUAAAUGAAAAGAAAAACCCAGACACUGUGUUGAAUUAAUGAAAAUUCAAUAAAUUUUUAAAAUAAAAAGUGUACAUACACGAUAAAAUUAAAAACACUGUGACCUAUAAGGUUAUUCUGUGGUGAAUGAAGCAAAAAGUACAAACAUACUCCAAGAUGAUUUUCCAGCUGAUUCGAAGAAUUCAUACAAGUCCAGUGUAUAAAGCAGCUGAAUCUUCACUGCUUGCUAAACUCCGGAAAAAAACGGGCUACACAAUCGCUAAUUGCAAGAAAGCAUUAGAAAUGCAUAAUAAUGAUGCAGAUAAGGCUGAGACAUGGCUCCAUGAACAAGCCCAAGCAAUGGGAUGGGCAAAGGCAACUAAAUUAGCUGGCAGGACGGCCCUCCAGGGAUUGGUAGCUGUUAAAUUUGACAAGAACCAUGGUGCUCUGGUGGAACUCAACUGUGAAACUGAUUUUGUGGCCAAGAACGACAAGUUUCAGAAAACGAUUGAAGAUGCAGCUAUAGCCUCAUUCAAAUUCGCUCAUACUAAACUGCAAGCUAAGGGACCUAUAACAAAAAUGGAGCUAGACAGUGAGCAGCUUGGGACACUACAUGCAGAAGGUGGAAAAAAAUUGUCUGAAAUAUUGGCACUCUUUAUUGGCUCUGUCGGUGAAAAUGCAGUGCUGAGGCGUGCCGAGUGCUGGAAAGCGAACAGCGAGGAUGUCAAGAUCGCAGGCUACACCCAUCCAGCGCCUAGCAGUGCUAGUGAUUAUUCCUCUGGAAAAUAUGGGGCCCUGCUCGCUUACAAACAGCCAAACGACGUAGAAGACAUCGGCCGGCAACUAUGCCAACACAUCGUCGGCUGUGCACCCACAAAAAUCGGUGACAAAGAAAAAGACAAACCAGCUAAGAACUCAGAUGAUGAAACAUGUCUUAUUUUCCAGGAAUACUUGCUCGAUCCAUCCUAUACGAUUGAGGAAAUCUUACAGAAACACAACGUAGAAAUCAUUGACUACGUUAGAUUCUCUUGCGGAGAAGUACCUGAAUCUUGUAUGCCAGGAGUCGAAAAGCAACCUUUAGAAACAGUACAAACUCUGCAGUGAAAUGAACUAGAACUUUAAGUUAUUUCGAUUAAGUUAAAAAUAAAUAGUAUAUCUUAAAUAAU